CUUUCAACGGCCUGAGGUGAAUCAGCACCUGCUGUCCAGGUGCGAUACAAUCGGAGGGUUUGGUGGAUAACAUGCUGGGGCCUGACGCGCCUUCGUUCCACCUUUCUGGACUGUAGGGCACCGGCAAGUGAUGGAGGAAUGUACAGCGUUGUAUGGGAGCUUUGUUAAAAAAGGCCUCCUUGCAAGGUGGUUCCAGGCGCACGGGGAGUGCUUCCACGAGGUUCCACUUCAACGGUGCCAGUGACCCUCUACCACUGGCAUGGUAUACAACUUUACAGUCCAGCGGUCUAACAGCUCUUAUCUUUCCCUUGAUUAUCCCUUGUCCAGAAGACAUUGACAUUCGUCUGAGAUAUAUAAAUCCUGGGUAUCCAAACAUUAGUCGAAAUAUCUUCCACCCUACAACCUCCUCCAGAUAUUUUCUUUUCCAUACUGCUAUAACACAACACAGGUCACUCAUCCACUUGAUACUUUAUACUUUGCCUUUUGCCCAAAGAUUCAAUCCACUCCAUCUGAUCAUCAGUGCUUGGAUACAUUGCAAAAAUGGGAGCCUCAGAUGCAUUCCUCGAAGCAGUCAAAACCCGCCGCUCAAACUACACCCUCUCCUCCGAAACCACCAUCCCAGACUCCAAGGUCGUGGAAAUCGUGCAGACAGCCAUCAAGCACGCUCCCUCAACGUACAAUGUCCAAUCGGCGCGUGCAGUGGUCCUUUUUGGAGAGUCGCACCAUAAGUUCUGGGACAUUGCGACAAGCCAUAUUUCGGCGCUGCCGAUGGACGAAAAUGCAAAGAAGUACCUGACUUCUCGGCUCAGUGGGUUCAGAGGUGCUCAUGGAACGGUGUUGUUUUUUGAGGAUCAGGCGGCGUUGGAUACGUUGGGGACCAAGAAUGCUAUGGUUCAGCCGAUGUUGACGGAGUUCUCCGAUCAUUCCUCAGGCAUGCACCAAUUCAUCGUCUGGACCGCCCUCACCGCCGAAGGACUAGGCUGUAACUUGCAGCAUUACAAUUUCCUGCCUGCCAUCACGGCCGAGACAUUGUCUGCUUUUGGACUGCCGGAGACGUGGAAGCUCAAAGCCCAAUUGGUCUUUGGGAAGCCGACUGCGCCGCCGUUGGAGAGAAGUUAUUUGCCGAUUGAGGAGAGGGUUUUGGUUAAGGAGUGAGGUUGAGAUGCAGUGGUGGAUGAUGCAGGGUACUAGGAGCGGGAGAAUAGGAUAGAAUGACGGGAUAGAUAGUAGAUAGUAGAUGCUAGAUGCUAGAUACUAGAUGUUAGGAGGUCACAAACUGAAGGCUGAUCUACGAUCCACUGGCCGAUCUUGUGAUGUGCAGUGGAACGCAGAUUUGGCGUGGAAGUUGAACCCGGUGAAUGUGAUGCCAGGCAUACAAGUAUGCUGAUUGAAUAGACUUGACAUCCAACUGGAGUGGCAACCCCCCGACUUGGACUUGAAGCUUUGGAUUCACUGCAGGCGGCGGUUCGGAUCUGUGUAUCGUAUACAGUAUCUUGGGUCUAGCGGAGAGCUUCUCUUCUGUCUUGAUGUCAAUGUCUUCUUUGUCUUGCCCUCGACCAAAUAUCUUCAUUUCUGAUACAUACUCUACAUUCUUUCCUUGAUAGCUUCCGCGGCGUCCCAUCCAUUCUGAAGACAAAGAACCACCAUCACUGCAAUAUCACUGACCAAGUCUAAAUCUAAAUCUUAUCCAACCUCGCCAACCGUCUCUGCUGCUCCCUCUUCUUCUCCUCCUGCUCUUCCCUCUCGCGAGCG
Exophiala dermatitidis NIH/UT8656 is the source of this 1752-nucleotide messenger RNA. RefSeq lists its product as uncharacterized. The record is from RefSeq and is a predicted model, not a curated record. Gene Ontology annotation, biological process: cellular response to oxidative stress. The transcript is spliced from 3 exons. NCBI's taxonomy places the organism in Eukaryota, Fungi, Ascomycota, Eurotiomycetes, Chaetothyriales, Herpotrichiellaceae. The coding region runs from base 541 to 1155 and encodes 204 amino acids.